UUCUCCAGGUGCGAGAGUUGCCUCUCUCGGAACGGGCUGGAUCUAAGGGAUGGAUUAUUUCUCUGUCGUGUUUACUUCUGUGAGGGGAAAUGUGACGACAAGCGAGUUUGUCGAGAGUGUGUGAACAGCUUUUCGUUACAGGCAUAUAUGGACGACGAGAGUACUAUGACUUAACGGUAAUCAUUUCUGUCGCGUCGAAGUGAUGAAUUGACGUAAAUCGUUAUAUGACAACAUAUGCCCUUAGCCUAGAGGAAGAACAGUUCUAACUAAUACGGACGUUAGAAGCGCGAAGGAAGAAGAUUGGAAUGAAAUACGAUUGAAUGAAAGGCUCAGUAGGAUCGUCUGAGUUACGUAUGGACGAAAUAAAGGAAAUACUUGGUGUGGCUGCAUUCCUUAUCAUUUGGUCAACUAAUUGAGCAUCAAGAGAGAAAAUCACGAAAUCAGACUGAGGAAGGAUGGAAAGAACUGCAUCGAAAUACAUCCAUAAUACUGCAGAAAAAAGAUUUAGUCACAUAUAACUUAAAUUGCCAAAAGGGGUAGGUGAAAGAAAAAACAUCGACGAUGUUACGGAGGAAAGUUGACGUCACGGGCUUCAAGGAGGAGGUCGAGCGCUUGAGGAGGAGCAGAUUAGCGGUCAUCCUCCUGGUCUACUUUGCCCUCGUCAUGGACAACAUGCUGUUGACUGUCGUCGUGCCCAUAAUCCCAGAUUACCUUUACCAGAUGGAAUACCAACAGACUGAAAAGAGGGACGAAGAAAAGUUAAUUGGUCCAAACUUACAAUCAACUUCGAACACCAGUCCAUUAAGCUCCUCCUUUGGAAACCAGCAACUGGAGAACUCUGUAACUUCAGCAAAGACACAAAGUGAUUAUUCAAGUAACAAACAGCCUUUGAAGGGAUCUCAAGAAUCCACUUCUGGAACACACGAUGGAAGGGCUUCAAAGCAAAGAUUUACUGAAUCGAGAUAUCCAACAGCUUCCAGUGCAGGUUCCAGGAAUCAAAUGUCUGUUCAGAGUGGCGUUUCUUUGGCAACAAGGGCUAGUUUUCCAGGUAGACCCCCUGACACAGAAAAGUCAGCUGGUCCAGUUACUCUAGACCGUUCAGGACAUGACGGUUCCACAAGCCCCAACAAUAAAGAGAUGCUGAAAGAGGGAAUGUUACAGAAUCUUAAAAAUGGCAUUGACAUGAAACUAAUGAAGCUAUUGAAGAGAAACGACGAAACUGUACAGGUUCCAUUGGCAGAAAAGAAUAAUUUUUCUACAGUGGUUUCUGGAACCCAGAGAGUGUCACAGUCAUCUGCCCAUAAUGCAUCUACAGUACUUAAACCCUCAACUGAUGUAGGAGGCUCUAAUGGGACAAACCACACGCCAGUUUUAGACUCAACAGACAAAGGGCCAACACCAAGAGCAGAGUGGUCUGGUAACUCAGCGGACGCUCCCCAGAACAAGACGCUUCACAACACCGUUCUCCCGCAGGACAUAAUCAACGAAAACAGUUGGGUGGGCUUGCUGUUCUCAUCCAAGGCUUUCGUCCAGCUCAUCGUCAACCCCUUCAUAGGACCUCUCACAUCCCGCAUUGGUUAUUCAUUGCCGCUGUUGGUUGGCACACAGAAUCUGAUAAUAUCAGCUCUGUUGUUUGCUUACGCUGAGAGUUACACGUUGCUCUUCGUUGCGCGAAGUAUCCAAGGAAUAGCUUCGUCCUGUAUCGCUAUAUCAGGUAUGGGCAUCAUCGCCGAGUGCUAUCCGGAGGACAAGGAACGUGGGCGUAUGCAAGGGAUGGUGAUGGGCGGGAUAGCCCUGGGCGUGCUGGCGGGGUAUCCCAUAGGCGGUCUCCUCUACGACUUCACGAGCUCGAAAACGCCGCCAUUCCUGCUUGUUGCUGUCCUGACAGCGAUUCUCGCUUUGAUUCAGCUGGCAGUGCUCAAUCCCAGACCCUCCCCAGAGCGUCUGAUCGUGGCAACACCUUUGAGCGGUUUGAUCAGAGAUCCUUUCAUCUUGAUCACUGCUGGCGCUGUGAUGGUCUCCACCUUAGCCAUGGCAAUGUUAGAACCCUGCCUUCCAAUCUGGCUCACUGACACCCUACAUCCCCAGAAAUGGCAGCUUGGAACAGUCUUCAUCCCUGACAGCAUUGGGUAUCUGGUGGGGACAAGCUGUACUGCCGGUUCGUCCUACAGAAUUGGCCGCUGGAGAGCUGCACUUAUAGCUAUGAUGAUGGUGGCAUUUGCUUCGGCAACAGUACCUGAGGCAAGGUCAAUGUUGGCCCUUGCAGGCCCCCACUUCUUCCUUGGCAUGGGCGUUGGAACCGUCGAUGCUGCCAUGAUGCCCCUAUUGGCUGCCAUAGUGGAUGCCCGCCAUGUAGCCGCCUAUGGGGCUGUUUAUUCCAUUGCCCAGGCAGCUGUGGCCCUGGCUUAUGGCUUUGGUCCAUUAGUGGGAGGAGCAGUUGUUCGGCAGAUUGGUUUCCCAUGGCUCAUGAGGGGAGUAGCCAUCCUCAAUCUCUGCUACUGUCCUCUUCUCUUUAUACUCACAACGUUUAACCACGAUCCCUCAGAAUCUCAGGCUAUUCUGAUGGCAGCCCCUGAUCCUAAUGACUACACUAGCCACACUACUGCCAGUGUUCAGCCACGGGAGGCGUCUCUUAGGUAUCAGCAACUUUUCCAUGAAGAAGAUGACUAAGAACAGCCCGAGGCUACAGAUCUGUUGGCAGCAAAAGAAGAGGAUUGAAAACUUCACCAAGAAUUUCAUAGUCCUGUCUUUGAAAUUUGCCAGCUGUGCUUGUCUGUGAAACCCUAUUCUAAAAGUUAAUUUGCAGUCUAAUGCUUUCAAGAGAUGAAACAGCUUUCAGGUUUCUUCUCAAGUGUACUCUUAUGCAAAAAUGAAUGACAAAAUAGGGAGGACCUUUCCGGAUACCCUGCAAGAAAGUAAGGAUGACUCAAAAUGAGAAACAUGUCCUUGGGCUAUCAACACUUAGAUUUCAGCGGUGAAGAGAGUGACGAAGAAUAACUAGUGGAUGUACGAGGACGGGAUCUGGCAAAACACUGCAAAUUAUGGCACCUAAUUGCGAUGACAGGGUUAGAUCUGCAUUUUUAUUUUAGGCUGUGCGGCAUUUUUUGCGAAAUACAAGUGUCUGCUGUGCCGAGAAUAGAUUGGAUACUGAAAUCAUAAAAUAUUUUCGAAAAAAUUCAACGUUAUUUUCUUAUUUUGGAUGCAAAUAAUGCUUUUCAUCUGGUCAAUCCAAAGUACAUACUGAAGUGUUAACAAUCAACGUAUCCUAAAUGGAAAUUACUUGAAUAAUUUGUAUCUCCAAAAAGGAGAAUGUUGAUGAAUCUUAAUGUUGGUUAAAGGUUUAAUAUUAAGUUCGAAGUGGAAAAUUGGAAGUGAAAUUAAUGAUGAAAGCAAAAGUGUAUUUCAUUGUUGCAUAAGUGUCAGCUCUCCGAACAAAUCAUUGGUGCAUUUACUUUCUGAAGGGUGUGACUAGAACUGACUGACCAGGAGAUUAUUGCUGACAUCAUAUCAAAAUGAAAUAACAUUGCUGUGUUUUUUAUGCAUCCUGGAAAGCAGAACUUGGAUUUUGGUGCUUAGUGUCUGGAAUUUGCCUGGACUCCAGACCCCAUCCCUGCGAACCGUGAGGUCCAAAGUCCCACAUCUGUAGUGUGAAUUGAUGAUAAUAAUAAUCCCAUUAUCCCAUUCCAAAACGCAAAGAACGUCUUUGUGAACUUCGCGAACACUAUUAACUAUGUUGUACAAAUAUUAAUGUUCCUAAAUGGAUAUGACUGUUGUUCAUGCUUAUCUUUUACUGGAUACUUAAUGUGAUUUACAUUUCUCUUGUUGAGUGUAUGUUAUUCACACAGUUAUCAUAACUUAGUUUUAAGUGAAAUACAGUGAGGUGUCUGUAAAUUCAUCUCAUUUCUUUACGUGUGUCAAAGGAAUGAAGAACUCGGAGAAUGAGAAGGAUAUUCAUUGAAUUGACGGGAGAAGAGAAGACUUGUGAUGCUAGUGGAGAAAAUGCCUCAUUGUGCAAUUAUAAACAUAAUCGUUCAUGUUAACAAAUGUAUCUGGAAUAUAUAAUAGACUUUUUUUAUCUCUUUGUAGCAUGUGUAUUGUGAGUAAGAGUGAUCAUGUGGGGUAAGAUGACACAAUUACCAGGACUUUUUCCAAUACUUACCACAUAAUUACUAGCUAUGUAUAAUCGGUGUAAUAGAAGUGUAUACCAGUGAUUUAUGUGAACACGAAUAAACCCUUCAAAAUUGUGAAAGACUUUACGAUAAUUAAGUAAGAAGAUUAUGAUGGAAAUCAUAUGCAGUUGUAGUUUUCAGAAAUGCUAUACUGUCCCUGGCAAUAGUCAGCUAACUGGUGCAUGGAGGGCAACAAGUAGACUGACAAUUACCUUACUUUGGACACAGUUCAGAGGGAUUUCAAUUUCAUCAAAAGUGGCUCUCAAUCUGAGUGGUGCGGUGUUAAUGCAGAGCCCCUGUAAUCAUACACUUAAGGGCCACACUGCAAUUUAUAGUUUCUCGAACUGAUUCAGUCAUUGUGAGGAAUGUUCCUACAUCAAAUGUAGUAGGGACGUACGAUAGUAGAUUCACAUCACCCGUGCAUCUGAUGCCUAGGCCCGUCCCUUACGGCGCUCCUGAUUGGCUGUUGAUAAACCAAUCACUGGGCUGG
Messenger RNA from Macrobrachium nipponense, 4659 nucleotides. RefSeq names its product synaptic vesicular amine transporter-like. Gene Ontology annotation, molecular function: serotonin:sodium:chloride symporter activity. Gene Ontology annotation, cellular component: terminal bouton; synaptic vesicle membrane. The record is from RefSeq and is a predicted model, not a curated record. The transcript is spliced from 12 exons. Gene Ontology annotation, biological process: transmembrane transport; aminergic neurotransmitter loading into synaptic vesicle. Bases 562 to 2670 code for a protein of 702 amino acids. Lineage: Eukaryota; Metazoa; Arthropoda; Malacostraca; Decapoda; Palaemonidae.